GCAAGUAAUAGAUGCACGUGUGAUGUCAAACAAUGACAAAACCGGCGGCUGCGUUAAAUCACGUGUACUGAAUCUCAUUUCGUACAACAAUGUUUACAAACAAUGUCAAAUUGAUUGGUUUUGCCAAGUACUCAGUUUGGAAGAAUUACGCGUGUGACGCAUAUUGUCAAUUAAGAACUUGCGGCAAAUAUAAGAACUUCAUUUGGGUUUGUGGUUAUUCUACAGGAUGCAACGAGAAAAAUUACGGGUUUCAGAUGCAAACGGAUCCCAGAGUCGAAGCAUUGAGAGAGAAAUUGAUAUACUGCGAUCAUCUGGAUCGUAAUAAAGUCAGAAUAGGUUACAUGAAGCAAUACAUAAUGAAAAAAAAUAUCGAAACAAAGCAGAGCAAAACACGAAUGGCUGAGCUCAUGAAUACUCCUGUAUACAGCGUACUCUUGGAUGACAGCAAAGAUAAGAAGGACGAUAAUCAAUUACAGGAAAAAUAUACAGAAGAAGAUGAUGCAAAACCCAUACAUAUGCCAUAUGCUAGUACAGAUAAAUACAGUAGCUUGGAUACAUCUUCACAUGAUUCUGAUCAAUUUGAUGGCAAAACUAUACCAUUGAGUAGCAAGUAUAAAGAUUUGUACGAUAAAUAUUUGGCACUGAAGACGGAAACUUCGAGAACAGGAAAAGAAAUUUCUCUGAAAGAUUAUUUAGAGGAGGUAGACAUUGAUGAUGAACCUACUCAAACAGAUUUGUCCAGUGUGCCAUUUAAUUGGAUGGUUGAUGUAGAGCAAUACGAUGAUUCUUUGGCGGACAGUGCUUGGCUUAGCAAUUACGGCACUCCCGAUCCAAAUUCAGACAUUAGCUCUGUUCCAUGCGGUGGAUGUGGUGCUUUGCUACACUGUAAAGAUCAUGCUAUACCAGGUUAUUUACCCUCAGAGAUAUUUUUGAAAAAGAAUAAAAAACAAUUGCGAAUCAUGAUAUGUCAAAGAUGUCACUUCAUGAGAUACUACAACACCACAUUGGAGGUAAAGGUUUCGCCAAGUGAAUAUGAGGAACUUCUGAAGGUGAUAAAAACAAAGAAAUGUGCUGUCAUCCUAAUGAUCGAUCUUUUAGAUUUUCCGUGUAGCAUAUGGCCCCAGAUAAAUAACGUGCUGCAUCCUAUGACACCGGUGUUUGUAGUAGGGAACAAAGUUGACCUGUUGCCUCAGGAUUCGCCACAGUUUUUCAAUCACGUUAAGGAGUGUCUGUCAAUGGCCGUAGAAAACACAGGAAUCAGGAAGGAAAUGAUCAGACAUAUAGCUCUUAUAUCAGCGAAAACUGGUUAUGGAAUAGAACAACUUAUAAAUAAAUUACACAAAUUGUGGCAAUAUAAAGGAGAUGUUUAUGUGAUUGGAUGCACAAAUGUGGGAAAAUCAUCUUUGUUUAAUGCUUUAUUACAAUCCGAUUAUUGCAAGGUACAAGCUGUGGAUCUUAUACAACGUGCAACCAUUUCUCCUUGGCCCGGCACAACUUUAAAUUUACUCAAAUUUCCUAUUUUGAAUCCUCAAAGGUGGAGACUCUAUUUGAGGACACAGAGGUUGCAAAAUGAACAAAUACCACAGAAAAACGAAGAGAAAGUUAGGAUUGAACGAUUCCAAGCAACGCGCGAUCUUAAUUACGCCACGUUACAAAGUCACAUCGGCAGAACAUUUUAUUCUAAGUCCGAGUUUAUAGAACAAAACGAUCUGUUCACGGAAGGAAAGUACAACAGAGCCGAGCAACAAUUCGGCUUUGACGAGACCAAGGAGGAAUAUAAAUACAGUCGCUGGUGUUACGACACACCGGGCACCAUUCAACCGGAUCAGAUCUUAGAUCUGCUAACAACGGAAGAGCUUUUAACGAUUUUGCCAAAGAAAAUAAUCUCACCCAGAACUUUUAUUCUACGUAUAAAUCAAACAAUAUUUUUAGGUGGAUUAGGUAGACUAGAUUACUUGGAGGGCAAUAAUUUCAUCAGAUGCACGAUUUUUUCGAGUGACGAGUUACCGGUGACUUUGACUCAUACUGCGGAUGCGGAUGAGAUUUAUAACGAAUUGCUCAAAACAAAGGCAUUUGUUGUGCCCGAGAACAAUCCUGAUCGAUUGAAACACUGGCCUGAAUUAGAAUCCAAGGAAAUGGAAGUCACCGCUAUCGGAAAGAACAAAUCGGCUGCCGACGUGGUUUUGUCCAGCGCAGGAUGGAUCGCGAUCAGUGGGAAAGAAAAUGAACGCGUUCUUUUGCGAGCUUGGAGCCCGCAGGGUCGCGGUUUGUAUCUUAGAACACCGGCGCUUUUGAGAAAAUCUGUCACCUUACGUGGCAAUCGAGUCAGAGACGUGCCGGCAUAUAGAAGUGGACGUCAAGCGUAUAGGUCUUAAAACAAAACUUGUACAUAUAUUUUAGGCGUUUUUCUUCACGUUACACAGUUCAAUAUACAUGUUUAUACGUGUAUAUAUGUUUAUUAUUAUUAUUAUU
Messenger RNA from Pseudomyrmex gracilis, 2472 nucleotides. Its product is annotated as nitric oxide-associated protein 1. Lineage: Eukaryota; Metazoa; Arthropoda; Insecta; Hymenoptera; Formicidae. The record is from RefSeq and is a predicted model, not a curated record. Gene Ontology annotation, molecular function: GTP binding. The transcript is spliced from 4 exons. The coding region runs from base 90 to 2375 and encodes 761 amino acids.